ACCUAGCUUUUCGCCCCUUUUUUUUCCCCCACGACCAGGAUCGGUGAGCGAGUCCAAGCGGCCAAAUCCAAUCGCUAACCACCGCCGGCGUCCUCGUCUACGUCUACUACCUGCUCUGCUCUCUCUCCCCCACAGGCCCCGCAGCAUCCACACGAGGACUUCAGAAUCAGCAGCAGCCAGCAGGCAGCAGCUCAGCGAGACAGACGCGUCCGGGGCUCCCCUCCGCGCGCCCGCCGAUCAAGGAUCAACAACACACGGGGACGCCUCCCGUCUCCUUCAUUCCCAGCCUGCACUGCGCCGCCCCAGACGCCCGCGACCCUCUCCACCUCCUCCGGCGAAUACCGUUCCUCCCCGGCAAGCUACCCUCCGAUCCUUUGUUCCGGGUGAGUCUACGCGCAGCGCUUCCUCCCGCGGCCGGAUCCCCAUCGGCGCGACGCGAUUCGUGGAUCCGGCGGCCGGGGUCUUCGCCGUCCACAGCAGUCUGCGAGGUAGUACCGUCGACGAGGCCUCCCUCCCCUCCGGCGAGCCCCCCUUCCGAAGUCGUGAGUCCUCCCAGGGUUUAUGCAUGACAGCCCCUGUGUCUCUUCCAAAUGAGCUAGAAGCGGUCUCCCAUUCUGCAAGGGUUGAGUUAUUCCGAGACGCUAGUUGCAACAUAGAAAAUGAGGUGUUGGCCAGUUUGGGAAAUGGCCAAGAUUCAACUGCUGUUGGAGCAACUCCUGGUUUCAGAGUUGGAGAGAUCAGGUUUGCUAAUGGAGAUAUUUAUUCUGGCACAUUGUUGGGGAACACACCAGAGGGUUCAGGCCAGUAUCGCUGGUCAGAUGGUUGCACCUAUGAUGGUGAGUGGAAUAAAGGGAUGAGGCAUGGGCAAGGAAAGACGGAAUGGCCAUCUGGAGCCACCUAUGAGGGUGAGUAUUCUGGUGGCUAUGUAUAUGGUGAAGGUACCUAUAAGGGUCCAGAUAAAAUCAUUUACAAGGGACGAUGGAAGUUGAAUCACAAGCAUGGACUUGGACAUCAGACAUAUCCAAAUGGAGACAUGUUUGAAGGUUCGUGGAUUCAGGGAGAAAUAGUAGGUCAUGGGAAGUACACGUGGGCAAACGGGGACACUUACGUUGGCAACAUGAAAAGUGGCAAGAUGUCAGGGAAAGGAACUCUUACAUGGAAAAAUGGGGACUCGUAUGAGGGUAACUGGAUAGAUGGCAUGAUGCAUGGGUAUGGAAUCUAUACAUGGAAUGAAUGUGGGUAUUAUAUUGGAACAUGGACAAGGGGACUGAAGGAUGGGAAAGGUAAAUUCUUUCCGAAAGGUUGUAGAGUACCUGUUAACGACGAGAUGUAUAUCAAUAAUCUAAGAAAUCGUGGUGUACUGCCUGAUAUUAGAAGGCAGAAUCAUGGUUCACGCAUACUUCACUCUUCCUCGGUUGACAUGGGGAACAUGAAGGUUGGUAUGGCUAGGCAAUCUUCAGAUGUUUUGUUCAAAAGGAAUUCAGCUGAGCAAUCUUCUUUGAAGAAUGUGUCUUUGGAAAGACGGUGGAGUCUUGAGGUGGCUAUUGAAAAAUUUAUUGGCCAUGAAUCCAGCGAAAGUUCUGGUCUAGAAAGCUUGGAAAACUUGAGUGAUUCUCGUUUGCCCAUACUGGAAAGAGAAUACAUGCAAGGUGUUCUAAUCAGUGAGGUGGUUCUUGACAGGAGUUUUUCAGACUCCUCAAAGAAGACAAAACGCCGCCAGAAGAAAACGGUGAGGGACACAAAAAAGCCUGGAGAGACAAUAAUUAAGGGACACAGAAGCUAUGAUUUAAUGCUCAGCCUGCAGCUUGGAAUCAGGUACACAGUUGGAAAGAUCACACCAAUUCAAAAACGUGAAGUUCGUGCUUCAGAUUUUGGACCAAGAGCAAGUUUCUGGAUGAACUUCCCAAAAGAAGGAUCUCGGCUUACUCCUUCACAUUCAGCGGAAGAUUUUAAAUGGAAAGACUACUGUCCCAUGGUUUUCAGGAAUUUGAGAGAGAUGUUCAAGAUUGAUGCUGCAGACUAUAUGAUCUCCAUAUGUGGAAAUUCUGCUCUUAGGCAACUAUCUUCCCCUGGAAAGAGUGGAAGUGUCUUUUUCCUGUCACAAGAUGAUAGAUUCAUGAUUAAGACUCUCCGAAAAUCUGAAGUGCAGGUUCUUUUACGAAUGCUUCCAAACUAUUAUGAUCAUGUCCGUACCUAUGAGAACACCCUCAUAACUAAGUUUUUUGGCCUCCACAGGGUGAAACCUUCUAGUGGUCAAAAGUUUCGGUUUGUUGUAAUGGGAAACAUGUUUUGCACUGAAUUGAGAAUCCACCGGAGGUUUGAUUUGAAAGGAUCAUCUUUAGGCCGUUCUACUGAUAAAAUUGAAAUUGACGAGAACACAACUCUGAAGGAUUUGGAUCUUAACUAUUCCUUUUAUCUUGAACCUUCCUGGCGUGAGGCUCUUCUUAAACAGAUUGAAACAGACAGUGAUUUUUUGAGAACACAGCGGAUAAUGGAUUACAGCCUACUGCUUGGUGUCCAUUAUAGAGCUCCACAGCACUUGCGGACACGUGCAUCUUAUCACCGGAGCAUGGCAGCAGAUAGAUUGACUGUUGUUUCAGAAGAAGAUGCUCAGGAAGAUGAUGCCCUUAGCCAUCCAGAAGGACUAGUCUUGGUUCAAAGCAGUGGUGAGAACAGUGUUAUUGUUGGCCCUCACAUAAGAGGCAGCCGCUUGCGUGCAUCGGCUGCUGGAUUUGGCGAAGUAGACCUACUGCUGCCUGGAACAGCCAGGCUUCAGAUCCAGCUAGGAGUUAACAUGCCUGCAAGGGCAGAGCAGACCCCUAAGGAAGAUGAAAGCAAACCGUUCCGUGAGGUGUACGAUGUGGUCCUCUACCUGGGCAUCAUUGACAUACUGCAAGAGUACAACAUGACAAAGAAAAUCGAGCACGCUGUCAAGUCCAUGCAGUAUGACUCGGUCUCGAUCUCGGCUGUGGACCCCCAGUUCUACUCGGAGCGUUUCUUGAACUUCAUCCAGACCGUCUUCCCUGAGAAUUCGUAGCUCCAUCCACCAAUACUUUUCUUGGAAGAUGCCCGCCCACUACCACUUGCUGAGAACUUCAUCCAGACGACAGUCCAUGUCUUCGAAUUUGGAGCUUGCGAGCAUCAUAAGAACAUUGCACUCUCUUCAGUGCGUGCCUGUUCCUUCCUGGAUGAACUGGCAGGAAGAGUGGCCAACAAAAUGAGAUUCGUUAGUGAAAUUGUGCAGAAGCAAAUCGAUCUUCUCUAGGCUAUUUUGCCCCGAUCCCUGGGGUCACCGGAUCAGCCGUCUGGCUUCCUGGAGUAGGCUUGGCGUAUUGGGACUCGAGCAGGAAGUAGAUGUGAGUUGCGAGGAUUCUAGUGACAGCGGCGCCAUAGAGCUCUGGGAUUCACUGUUAUGUCUCGGCAGUUGCAGAAAGCUGAAGCGCCUGUUGCCUCUGGCUCGUGUUUCAUCUGUUAAGGUGCUAUGGAGGAUAUGUUUAAUAAGUCCCUGAAAACACGCAUCAAGCUCCGAUACAUUUUUUUGUAGGACAAACAAAAGAGUACUAUGUAUUUUAUCGCAAAAACGAAAAGAAAUGGAAGCAACAGAUGAAAA
Messenger RNA from Zea mays, 3610 nucleotides. Its product is annotated as phosphatidylinositol 4-phosphate 5-kinase 9. Gene Ontology annotation, cellular component: plasma membrane. The transcript is spliced from 10 exons. The record is from RefSeq and is a predicted model, not a curated record. Lineage: Eukaryota; Viridiplantae; Streptophyta; Magnoliopsida; Poales; Poaceae. Gene Ontology annotation, molecular function: ATP binding; 1-phosphatidylinositol-4-phosphate 5-kinase activity. The coding region runs from base 566 to 3037 and encodes 823 amino acids. Gene Ontology annotation, biological process: phosphatidylinositol phosphate biosynthetic process.